Bicyclus anynana (squinting bush brown) is the source of this 3434-nucleotide messenger RNA. Its product is annotated as CD151 antigen-like. Gene Ontology annotation, cellular component: membrane. Bases 237 to 1016 code for a protein of 259 amino acids. The record is from RefSeq and is a predicted model, not a curated record. Lineage: Eukaryota; Metazoa; Arthropoda; Insecta; Lepidoptera; Nymphalidae. The transcript is spliced from 3 exons.
UAAACUUUAUUUAUUUUAGUCAGGGAGAAUGCUUGUUUACAAAAUACAAAUGAGUUUUAAAAAAAAUAGAAUUCCUCUAAUUAUUGAUCUAUGUAACGUUUUAUGAUUUCAAUUUCUGAUAUCUAUUUCAAAUUGCAAAGGGGUGGCUUAAGGGUGUAAAUAAAGUGUGGUGUCGCGCUGUGUAGCGUGAGUGGUGACUGGUGCAGACUAGUGUAUAUUGUGUGUGACUGGACACCAUGGGCAUGUCUCGCUGCUACUCGCUGAUGAAGUGUCUGCUGAUCAUGUUCAACGUUAUUUUCCUUCUGGUGGGUGUGGGCGUGUGUGCGUUCGUGUCGUGGGCGCUGUGGGACGGGCGCGGCGCGGAGGGCGGCGCGGGGCGCGCGGGGCUGUGCGCGCUGGGGCUGUGGGCCUGCGUGCUGGCGCUGGGCGCGGCGGCGGCGCUGGCGGGCGCCGUGCGCGGCUCCGCGUCGCUGCUGGCGGCCGCCUUCGCGCUGCUGGCGCUAAGCGCCGUGGCGGAGGCGGCGGCGGCGUGGUGGGGCGCCGCGCACCAGCCGCAGCUGCGCGCCGCGCUGCGCGAGCGGCUGCGGCACUCGCUGCUGCACGAGUACGGCGCGCUGCCGGCGCGCACGCGCGCGCUCGACGCCAUCCAGCGCGGCCUGCGCUGCUGCGGCGCGGACGGCGCGCGCGACUGGCGCCAGGCGGCGUGGGCGCGCGGCGCCGCCGAGCUGGACCUGAGCGUGCGCGCGCCCGCCGCGCACUACUGGGUGCCCGCGUCGUGUUGCGCGGCGGAGGACGCGGCCGAGUGCGCGGCGGCGCGGCGCGUGCCCGCGGCGUCGGGCGGCGGCGCGGGGCUGCACGCGGCCGCCUGCGCGCCGCGCGUCCUGGAGGCGCUGGCGGGCGCCGCGCGCGCGCCGCUGGCCGCCGGCGCCGCGCUGCUGGCCGCGCACGGCGCCGCGCUGCUGCUGGCGCUGGCACUGUGCCUGCGCGCGCAGCCCGACGCGCGCUACAAGGCCUAGGCGCCGCAGGCAACACCAACCCAGUCGUAACGACACGCGUGUGGCGCCGACCGCAGACGCCGAGCGCCCGACUGCAGUUACGCACUAUUUUAUAUCGGAACAGAUAUUUAUUUAACUAGAUGUACUUAAGCAUAAUGAAAUAUUAUAAUAAUAUAUUAAGAUUAUGAAUGUAAUAGCGCGAUGUAUAGAACGGCUCGCGGGUGACGACGGCGGCUGCGGCUGCGGCUGCGGCGCCGCACAUCCCUGCGUGUACUAAAUAUCAGAAAAUUACUCUCCUUCUGAGCUCUGGGACUUUGUACUUUCACAAUGACAAACAGAAAAUUGUAGGCGCGACGUUUCCGAAUGAAGUGUUAUGUAUUGAAUCAGGACUGAUAAACAACACUCUGCUGUAACGUUGCGUGCCGCGCGAGCCGCAGCCGCACCCGCGCCGCACCCGCGCCGCACCCGCGCCGCGCGCCGCGCUAUAGACACUAAUUACAAUUUCUAUUGAAAUCGUCACAAGAAAGUAAAGAGAUUUCUUUAAUAAUAAAAGACAAAUGCCACGAGCCGCAUGCCGAGACGUGCCGAGCUGUGCGGCGCAUCUACCGACACCACAAGACUGAAAAUGAUCUACAAAUUGCGAACGAACUGAUUAAUGAUUAUUAUUAUUUUUAUUAUUGUCACUGCCUUUUUCGAAAUGCAUUUAAAUACUCGUAAUAAUUUUUAAUUGAUAAAAAUAUAUAAGACAAAUAGUUAGUAAGGUUUUAUAGUAUAUUUAAAUUUGCAAACAGUUUCCACUGCCAGAUCAGCUUGCGUGCUUUGUGUGUGGUUACUCGUACAUUAUCGUUAGAAGGGCGGUCCCUGCAGGGGCUGCCGGUGCAGGUUCUUCACGGACCACAGCGAGACCACUCUCACCACUCGCAUUUCAAAUUUACUUACAAAAUCUAGAAAAUCAUGAACUAGAUAAAAUUUUCAACAACUUAUUAUUACAGUUAAAUUAAGAAUUAACUAAGCUUUCUUUUGACAUUUAAAACUAAAUAACUCAUAAGUGUAUAUGCAUAAUAUUUAUACACCUGUUUAUAUCUGGCAGCCCGACAGUAAUUGUGCAGUGGUGAAACCAGGGAGGCAACGUUUACAAAUUUUGUUCAAUAUAUUUGAAUUUUUUAAAUACAACACCAUAGGUACUGAUGAUUUGAAGAAAAAAGUUUGCUUUUAACUAAAUUGUAUUUUUAGACAUGUCUUUUCAUAAAAAAAAAGUUGGCAACUUUUUGAUCUUGACGCGUGUGUGGCGUAGUGUAGUGUAGUGUAUGUAUGCAUGUGUGCGCGCCGCGUCCUUUGCCACGAAGUUACAACGCCAUGAUAACUGAUCAUUUACUUGUGAGGAGCGCGGUGAAGGUUGAUGACCAUUUUUAUUUAUUUAUACCAAAGUAUUGAUUCUAUUCGUUUCGAUGUUGAAAAAUUAUACAAUUCUAUUAACUUUAUUUAUCUCGAAUAUCCUAAACACUUAUUGAGUGAGAGGUUCGGUGGACUCAAAUUACAAUUUAUUACUAUAGAUACCUAUUAUGAUAACAAAAUCCGAAAGUGCCCCACUCUCGGACUCUGUGUACGUACCUGUAACUAUAUUUAAUAUUAAUAUAUUUGUGUGUUUUUGGAAAUCAAAUAACGUAAAUCUAGUAAUUAGACAUAAGUUGUUAACCAAAAUGUGUAUUAGGACUCUUGCGCCGGUCGUCAUGUGUUAAGUUAAGACUGAUUUAGUUAUUUUAUUGAUAAUUGCUAACGACCUGCGGUCGAGCGACGCGCGGACGGACGGACGGACGAGGUCGAUCCCACUUCUGAUACUGUUUUUACACAAAACUACGUAAUUUCUAUACGUCGUCAGUUAUUUAACGCUGUGUUCGAGGCUACGAAGCAGUAAUAUAUCUGUUAUCAGAGAGGAUACCGUCCUAAACGUCCGACCGCGCGUCGGCGCCGCUCCCAGUACAAAUGUUGAACAGUUGAGUUAUUGCCAAUGACGUCACUUUACAGUGUUGCGUUGAAUUAUUGUGUGUUUUGUGUUUAUUUAGUUAUGUUAGCAUUUAUAGCACUCGACGUCGGGCGCUCGACACUCGAGCAGGCCCCCGAGACUGACCGUACCUGCCCGCCCCAGUGUUCGUGCAUUUUUAUUAGUACUUAGUAAUUUAGUGAAGCAAGAUUAAGUUAACGUCAGUACAACGGCUCGUCGCCUGUAACACCCUCACCCAGUCGAUGUAAGCAGUAGACGCGCCCGCCGCACUCGCUGUCCACUGUCGACUUGCGAGUUGCGACUGCCGGCCGACGCUCUGCCGGCCGACGCUCUGUCGGAUUCUAUAGGCGGUGCGGCCGCGCGCUGUAGUGCCAUGUAGUGUAAGUGUAUGUGACUCACUAGAUGUUGUUGUUUUCACUAAUAAACGUAACGACCAA